AUGGUGCAAUCAAGGAAAUUCAGAGGUGUGAGGCAACGCCAUUGGGGCUCGUGGGUUUCUGAGAUUCGUCACCCAUUAUUGAAAAGGAGGGUGUGGCUUGGGACAUUUGAGACAGCCGAGGAAGCAGCGAGAGCAUAUGAUGAAGCAGCCAUUUUGAUGAGUGGAAGAAAUGCUAAAACAAACUUCCCAGUUGGUGAAAACCAAAUGGUGAAUCAAAGUUCCACUACUUCCUCUUCCUCUUCAUCCACCACCACUACAUUGUCUGCAGUUCUGAGUGCAAAGCUUAGGAAGUGCUGCAAGUCCCCUUCACCUUCCCUCACGUGCCUAAGGCUUGACACUGAGAAUUCCCACAUAGGGGUGUGGCAGAAGAGAGCAGGCCCUCGUUCUGACUCUAACUGGAUCAUGAUGGUUGAGUUGGAAAAAAAGAACAGCGAGGGUGAUCAAGAUCAAGGUCCUUCUUCUGACUCAGAAGUUCCUGUUGUUGUCGUUGAUCAUGCCCCAGAGAAAAUAAAGCCCGAGGAAGGUAAUGGCUUAGAUGAGGAGCAGAGAAUGGCCCUGCAGAUGAUAGAGGAACUUCUGAAUAGGAAUUGA
Messenger RNA from Sphenostylis stenocarpa, 591 nucleotides. Lineage: Eukaryota; Viridiplantae; Streptophyta; Magnoliopsida; Fabales; Fabaceae. The record is from the annotation of a GenBank genome assembly.